AUGGAGCAAAGUUCGUUCCAACGUGAAAGAACUCGCAGAAGAAUAUUGCUCGCAUAGCAGCAUUCACGGUAUGAGCUACAUAGGCUCGCGGCGAAGAUCUCUGCUGGAACGGCUCUGGUGGAUUGCGGUGUUUGUCGUCUCAGUUUACGGCUGUGUCUGGACCAAUUGAUGGCUGUUCUUCAAAUCUGUGAUGAAUUUUUCUUCGUCAAGCCUAAGUAUUUAGAGCUCUUUUCCCACCAGGAUUCCAACGUAGAUGUUGUUUCCAUUCUGAGAAAAUUAUCUCCACUCGUGAACCAAACAAUUCUCACAUGCAGAAUUAACGGCGCAAGAUGUAACGAGCUGUUCACCGAAACAUUGACGGACGAAGGUAUUUGCUUUACGUUCAACGGGUUUUCGUCGUACGACAUGUUUAAGGAUGGAGUUCUGCACGAUGAAUACAAAUAUCUGAACGAGCCAAAAAAUGUCACCAAGUGGAGUAUGACAGAAGGUUACAAGGUCGAGAAUACUCUGGACUCACACCCAAUUCGCGCACUUGGUUCUGGAUUUGGAGCUGGUUUGACCAUGCGCCUUAUGGCGCACAUGAGUAACAUUGAGGAACACUGCCGUGAACAACAGGGAUUCAAGGUAACGAUUCACGCUCCAAACGAAUAUCCUCAGGUUUCGAAGAAGUUCGCCCUGGUGACUCAUUCCCGAGAUGUGACUCUAGCCGUUAGGCCCAUUAUUAUGCAAACCUCUCUCGAGUUGAAAGAUUACGACCCACAUCGUCGCAAUUGCUACUUCCACAACGAACGUCAGCUGAAGUUUUUCGAAGUUUACACACAGAGCAACUGCGAAGUGGAAUGCCUCACUAACUACACACUGACGAUGUGCGAUUGCGUGUUGUUUUCUAUGCCCCGUUCCUCUGGAACACGCCUAUGUCAAAUUUCGGAAAAAAUCUGUGUGAUUCGGGCAGAAUACACAAUGCUGAAGCUAUCGGCACUGCAAAGGGUGGGCGAUCAGGAGAGCCAAGGGGCGGCAUGCGAUUGCAUUCCUUCUUGUAUUUCGAUUCAGUACGAUGCCGAAAUUACCCAAAGCAAGUGUGACUUCAAGAAGACGCUGAACUUACGGCUUGGGUAUGAAAAUCCUAAGCUUCGGGAGCAAAUUGAAAGUCGACAAAUAUCCAAACUGGCCAUCUAUUUCAAGGAAGUACAGUUUAUCACAUCCAAACGAAGUGAAAUGUUCGGAUUGACAGAUUUCAUAGCAAAUUGUGGCGGAAUACUGGGUUUAUGCCUGGGCGUUAGCCUCUUUAGUUUGAUUGAGCUUCUAUACUAUUGCUUGGCGCGUCCGCUGUUGCUGCUUCGUGAAUCGUUCAAGAACAAACGGAAGAUAAAGAUUGUCAAAGAAGCGAGUAUUAAUCGGUUUUAA
Armigeres subalbatus is the source of this 1404-nucleotide messenger RNA. RefSeq names its product pickpocket protein 28-like. Gene Ontology annotation, cellular component: plasma membrane. Gene Ontology annotation, molecular function: ligand-gated sodium channel activity. The record is from RefSeq and is a predicted model, not a curated record. NCBI's taxonomy places the organism in Eukaryota, Metazoa, Arthropoda, Insecta, Diptera, Culicidae. Gene Ontology annotation, biological process: sodium ion transmembrane transport. The transcript is spliced from 3 exons.